AUCGCGUUUGGUCUCGGUCUCGGGUAAGAAGUGUUUUUUUUUUGUGGUGAAGAAAGAAGUAGAAAUCAGUAUGAUUUGAGUGCAGCACGGAAGUGAAGGCCAAGUAUCUACAUAUAGACCCAGUAAAGGGGUCAGUGGGUCAUGCAGUAGACUGAUAUAGAGUAGAUUUAUGAUGCAGCAAAUGACUUUAUGAAUACUAAAAAGCUGCAGUAUUUUGAAUUUUUCGCGAUUCAAAAUAAAUAAAAGAAUAUCAACGAUUAUAACCGUUAAAAACAAAACAAACAAAAAAAAAAACAGAAAAACAAAAAGAAAACAUGAAAUUCAAAUCUGCGCGUCUCCUUUGCCUCACCUUCGUCCUGUGCGUUAUGUUGGAGUGCGCCUGGGCCGAGAAUUCUGCAGGUGCUCACGUGGGCAAGCGGAAAUCGCGCACAAAAAAAUUAAAAAAGCAACGUAAACAAGCAUUUAUUGAGCGGCCACAGGCGGAGGAACCACAACCGGGUGCCGAUUUGCCAGUCGAUGAUGAAUUUGAAACGUAUGAUUAUAAUAAUUACGAUGAUGUAGACGCCGAUGGAAACGCCAACGGAGCCGACGUUUUUGUCACCCACCAAGAAGUACACAAUCCAGCGCCUGUCAACGUAGUGGGCGCUUUCUCAUGUAUGUACGAAGGCAAUCUUUAUCGGGAUGGCGAAGAGUUUAGCAGUGAGCGAAAUGGCUGCACACAUCCUUGUGCUUGCGUUGGGGGUAAAGUGAUUUGUCGUGAGCCCAUUAACUGUACACCUGCACCGACUACAAGUACAACUACGACUACGACGACAACAACAACGGAGCGUAAUGUCGCGCCGUCUGUUGAAGAUAAUCCUUACGCUGGCGUUUCGACUGGCCCGCGCGGCUUACCUGGAUAUCCCGGCGCUCAGGGUCGUCCUGGUGAGAGUGGUUACCCCGGCUCCCCGGGUAACCCCGGCGUGCCUGGCAAUCCUGGUGCCCCUGGUCCAAUACCUGAUUUAAGUUAUUAUCAUCAACAAUUGGCUGCGGAAUAUGCGAAUUCGGAUAAAGGUCCGAGUUCACCGCCAUUCGUGCCGGAGUUUCAAUAUUUGCAGUCGUCUGUGGGACCGGUUGGCCCCCGCGGUCCUCCAGGUAAUUCGGGUCCAUCAGGUCCUCAAGGUUUUCAGGGUAUGCGCGGUGAGCCUGGAGAACCGGGCUUACAAGGUCCACCCGGUUUGAUGGGGCCAAGAGGCUUACCGGGACCACCGGGUAAAGAUGGUUUACCCGGCGAGGAUGGCGAACCCGGUUUGCAAGGUGCGGCUGGUACACCAGGUCCACGUGGUUUACCUGGCAUGCCAGGUAUUCCGGGUUUGAAAGGACAUCAUGGCUUGCCUGGUAUUGAUGGUUCUAAGGGUGACCAAGGCGCUCCUGGAGAGAAAGGUGGCACAGGUCCAAUGGGCGCUGUUGGCCCAUCAGGAGCACAGGGUCCUGCUGGUCCACGUGGCGAACGCGGUCGUGAGGGGCCACCUGGUCCUCAAGGUGCUAGAGGUUUAGAUGGUAAUCCGGGCACUGCAGGUCAACCAGGUUCAGUUGGUAAGCCCGGUCCACCCGGCUUCCCAGGCAGCCCUGGUGCAAAAGGAGAUUGGGGACAUCCUGGUCCGAAGGGUGAUCAAGGUUUGCAAGGACCGCGUGGAGAAGCUGGACGUCCUGGUGUCGCUGGUGAGCCUGGUAUGUCUGGACCACCUGGUAAGGAUGGACAACACGGUGACAAAGGUUCGAUGGGCGCGCCUGGUAUAGCAGGGCCACAAGGUUUUCCCGGACCACGAGGACCCGAUGGAUUACCUGGCAGUACAGGCGAACCCGGUAUUAAAGGAACGCCGGGACAGCCAGGAGAAAGAGGAUUUAAAGGGGAUCAGGGCAUUAAAGGCGAAUCUGGACAACCUGGCCCUCGUGGGCUACCGGGCACAGUAGGACCAGAAGGAAAACGUGGAAAACGUGGUAUGCGUGGACCAACAGGCCCAUCUGGUCCGACAGGAGAAAGAGGACCACAAGGAUUAAAUGGUCUACCAGGACCAGAUGGCCCUGUGGGACCAAAGGGUACUCCAGGAGAUCGCGGUAUUCAAGGCCCACCUGGCAUUAAAGGAAGUACUGGCGAUAUAGGAGCACCUGGUAUACCAGGUCUUCAGGGGUUACGUGGUUUGCCUGGACGUAUUGGGCCUCCUGGAAAAACUGGACCUGUUGGAGAAAGAGGAAUUCCUGGUGCUGAUGGUAAAAAUGGCGAACAAGGGCCACAAGGAUUACAAGGGUUGCCUGGACCAAUGGGCAUUCCCGGGGAUAAAGGAUUUAUUGGAGAACCGGGUAAAAAUGGCGAGCCUGGUCCACCUGGCCCUCAAGGACCUCAUGGCGAUAGUGGAAAAGAUGGCUUACCUGGUGCGCAAGGACCUCGUGGUCCUCCUGGUCAAGAUGGUGAAAGAGGUGAGCCUGGAACAGCUGGUCCAAGGGGUUUCCAAGGCCUUCCAGGCGUUGCUGGCAAUCCAGGUGCUCCAGGAAAAGACGGAUCCGCAGGUCCACCUGGACCCCAGGGCUUAAUGGGACCUGCUGGAUUGCGCGGCGAGCGUGGUUAUCCUGGGGAAAGAGGUCCUGUGGGACAACCUGGAUCUCCAGGAGAGCGUGGCGAACAUGGCGCCCCAGGUCAUGAUGGACCACCGGGAUCCCCUGGAAAACCAGGAUCUAAAGGACAUAUGGGACCGCCUGGAAUGUUGGGAUUACCUGGUCCGAGGGGACUAAGUGGACCGCCGGGUGGAAAAGGAGAACGUGGUAGUCCGGGCCCGUUUGGACCGGAAGGACCACCUGGUCGUCCUGGAGACCGUGGUCCGCAAGGUAUUGUAGGACCGCCUGGAGCUCCCGGCGAAUCAGGAGAACGAGGUGAGCCAGGAAACUCUGGUCCUCCUGGAGAACAAGGUGCUGCCGGUGGACCUGGUGAAAGAGGACCAGCUGGUUUGCAAGGUCCUCCAGGAUUUCCUGGAGCACCCGGUUUAGCAGGUUUACCAGGUGCAAAGGGAGACCGUGGUUUGAUGGGUAUAAAAGGUGAACAAGGCAGUGCAGGCCCUCAUGGCCCACCUGGAGAGCAAGGUCCAAUAGGACCAGUAGGGUUGAGUGGUUUAAAAGGUGCACGGGGCGAGCCCGGUUUCAGAGGAGAGCCUGGCUUAAAUGGCUUGCCGGGCAGACCCGGCGAUCAAGGCCCGCCGGGGCAACCGGGAAGUCAAGGAUUGCCAGGUACAGCUGGAUUUCCUGGGCCCAAAGGAAAUCCUGGCGAAACAGGGCGACCAGGCAAUCCAGGUACUCCGGGCUUACAAGGUGCACCAGGUUUGGAAGGACAAAAGGGAGAAACUGGAAAUGAUGGUCCGCCAGGCCCAACGGGAAAUCCAGGGCCACCGGGAAAUGUUGGCGAACGUGGAAUGCCAGGUCUUCCUGGCUCACAAGGACCAGCUGGUUUGAGAGGCUUAAGAGGGGUGGCAGGUGAAGCAGGUCCUCAAGGACAACCUGGAAAAGAUGGUUUACCAGGCCCUCAAGGCUUAGAAGGACCGCCGGGCUUACCAGGACCGAUGGGCGAAUCAGGACCCGAGGGGCCAGCUGGUAAACCUGGUCCACCAGGUAUUGCCGGUCGUACUGGUGAUAAAGGACCACAAGGACAGCAGGGUAAUCCAGGACCGCCAGGAAAUCCAGGCUUGCCGGGUCCACCAGGCGUUAUGGGACCAAUAGGCUUGCAAGGAGAUCGUGGACCAAAGGGAGACCUAGGAUUGCCUGGUGUGGAAGGACCGCAAGGUUUACGCGGAAAGCCCGGUCCCACCGGUGUAGAAGGACCAAAGGGUGAAAGCGGAGAGCCCGGUCCGAAAGGUAUCAAAGGCCAUCGUGGUCUGACCGGCUUGCAAGGACUGCCAGGCCAACCAGGUCUCAAGGGUGAAGCAGGUCCGCCAGGUGUACCAGGUCAACCGGGAAAAAUGGGAGAAUUGGGAAUGCGCGGGCCACAAGGACGUGAUGGCAGUCCUGGCCCCAUUGGACCACCUGGUCAACCAGGACCCCGAGGUUACAGUGGAAGUGAAGGAAAACCAGGUCCUAUUGGACCUGCGGGUCCAGUAGGUCCACCUGGACCACCAGGCGAAUCAGUUGGCUAUGAUGUGGCAGCACUUACGGCACUACUCAAUCAAGGACAAACGAAAGGGGUAGACUUCCAAAGUGAUCAACCUGAACUACUGCCAGAAGGACUUUCCGAUGAAGAGAAGCAAGCAAUGGUAAUUAAGGCAUUCGAACAUUUAAAAGCAUCUUUCGAACGGCUACGACGACCAAACGGCCAACAAUCAGCACCAGCCAAGACAUGUCGGGACCUAUUUGCUGCCUAUCCUGAAUACAAAUCCGGUGAGUACUGGAUUGAUCCCAAUGAAGCAGAUCCACGUGAUGCUAUCUUGGUCUAUUGCGAACGUGAAACACGCGGAUCCUGCAUACUGCCGAGACCACAAGAAACGCCAUUGUUAAGCUACAACGGUAAUGAGAAGGAGAUCUGGUUAAGUGAGAUGCCGGGUGGCAUGAAAAUUACCUACAAAACGGACUCACACCAAUUAGGUUUUCUGCAGUUACUAUCGGCCAAGGCAACGCAAAAGAUAACCUUCAAUUGCCGCAACACCAUUGGUUUUCUGGAUGAGGACGAAGAGAAAGAUCGCAACGGCUUGAAAUUACUUUCAUGGAAUGAUGCCGAGCUGACACCAAAGGGGCCGCUGCGUCUGCGCUAUGAGGCUGAAAUUGACGAGUGCAGGCAUCGCUCAAACUCUUGGGCCAAGACGGUCAUCUCCUACAAAACUGAGAAGCCACAGAGGCUGCCAAUUGUUGAUAUUAAAAUCAGAGAUGUUGGCGAGGCUAAUCAACAGUUCCGCAUUGAAUUGGGACCAGUGUGUUUUUAUAAUUAAAUAGAUGAUAAAACUAUAUCUUUCUCUCUCGCUCUCUCGCUCUCUUAGACCUUAGAUUAUAUAUCUAUAUAAACUUAAUACUUACAUAUAUUUUUUAACGGUUUUGCUGGGACUUAAGCAACGGACUCUCAAAGCACUUUUACUUAAUUUAAUUGAUUUGUUUAAAACCAGUGUGAAUGCUUGUAGAUUUCUAUAUACAAAUGUACAUAUAUAUAACUCUAUGCUGUUGGUAUAUUUUUAAGAACAUA
Molecule: messenger RNA, 5191 nt
Organism: Ceratitis capitata (Mediterranean fruit fly)
Lineage: Eukaryota; Metazoa; Arthropoda; Insecta; Diptera; Tephritidae
Product: collagen alpha-1(I) chain
Exons: 11
Coding region: 315-4943 (1542 amino acids)
Molecular function (GO): extracellular matrix structural constituent
Source: RefSeq, a predicted model, not a curated record